Molecule: messenger RNA, 4184 nt
Organism: Antechinus flavipes (yellow-footed antechinus)
Lineage: Eukaryota; Metazoa; Chordata; Mammalia; Dasyuromorphia; Dasyuridae
Product: tapasin-related protein-like
Exons: 6
Coding region: 1700-3223 (507 amino acids)
Source: RefSeq, a predicted model, not a curated record
ACAUUCAAUUUCCACAGACUUCUCUCUGGGUGUAGAUGGCUCUCUUCAUCAUAAGAUCAUUGGAACUGGCCUGAAUUGUCUCAUUGUUGAGAAGAGCCACAUCCAUCAGAAUUGAUCAUUGUAUAGUCUUGUUGCCAUGUAAUGAUCUCCUGGUUCUGCUCAUUUCACUUAGCAUCAGUUCAUGUCAGUCUCUCCAGGCCACUCUGACAUCAUCCUGCUGAUCAUUUCUUAUAGAACAAUAAUAUUCCAUUACAUUCAUAUACAAUUUAUUCAGCCAUUCUCCUACUGAUGGGCAGACACUCAGUUUCCAAUUUCUUCCCACUACAAAAAUGGCUGCCACAAACAUUCUUGCACCCUCCUUUAAGAUUUCUUUAGUAUUAAAGUCCACUAGAGAGACUGCUGGACCAAAGGGUAUGCACAGUUUGAUAGUCCUUUGUGCAUAGUUCCAAACUGCUCUCCAGAAUGGUUGGAUCCACCAACAAUGCAGCAAUGUCCCAGUUUUUCCACAUCCCCUCCAACAUUUGUCAUCUUUUCCUGUCAUCUUAGCCAAUCUGAGAGGAAUACAUAUUGCUUUAUGAAUCAUGUUGGGAGAGAAAAAUCAGAGCAAAAAGGAAAAACCAUGGGAGAGGUGAAAAAACAGAAAAGAGAAACGAGCCUAGCAUGUGUCGAUUUACAUUCAGUCUCCUUAGUUUUUUCUCUGGUUGCAGUUGGCAUUUUCUGUCCAAAGUCUAUUGGGAUUGUUUUGGAUCCCUGAAAUACUGAGAAGAACCUUUCAUUGCUGAUUGCACACUCUUGCUGUUAUUGCAUACAGUGUGUUCCUGGCUCUGCUUGUUUCGCUCAGCAUCAGUUCAUGUAAAUCUUCCCAGGCCUUUCUAAAAUUGGCUUGUUCAUCAUAUUUUUAUAGAACAACAAUAUUGCAUUACCUUUGUGUGCCACAAUUUUUUUUAGCCAUUCCCCAAUUGAUGGGCAUCUACUUUUUCCAAUUCUUUGCUACCACAAAAAGAGCUGCUAUAAACAUUUUUGCACGUGGGUCCUUUUCUGUCCUUUAUGAUUUCCCUGGGUUCCAGACCCAGUUGAGGAGUGGAAGGUCACCACAGGGGAGCCCCAGACCCAAGGGUAUAUUCCAUGUCAUUUCACAACUUCAUUCUAGUCUUUCCAGACUGGACCACUUUAUAGGAGGCACUUCAUGUUCCAGACAAGGGCUUAAUGCAGGCAAGAAGGGUAAGCUGGGGGUCCUCCAGUCCCAGGGGGCUGGGAGGCUGAUUCUCAGUGAUUCCUGGGAUCGGACUUGAGGAUUGGUACCAAGCUGCCUGUUUUUCCUUCCUCCCCUGCUCUGGCCCAUCCCCUAAAACAAGAACUCUUUAUCCCUUUUUCUGUUGUGUCCUGGAUCCCUUUGGCAGUCAGGUAAAGCCUCCUCAGAAUGACGGUCCCGAACAAUCGGAGAAAAUGCUCAUUUUCAGGUAGAAGUUAAUGAAAUAAUUUUGUUUUCUCAUACUAAGUUCACCGAUGCCCUAAAAUCCUUCUGGGAAAAAACUCCGGAUCUAAGAACAGGGACCCGAUUCUUGGCCCCUUCCUUCUCUUGUGCCCCUUUCCCCUCCCUGCCCUGCUUCAGGCAGGGAGAGGGGAGCAAAGUGGGGAGAUAGAGGAGGAGUUACUGGGUUCUGAGCAGUCUCGACUUGUCCUCUUCUGACUGAAGUAAAUGAAACUGAAAGUGAGUCCGAGAGUGAGUGGAGCUGGGGAACUGGGGAACUGGGGAGUAGUGAGGAGGGAGGGGACGGAGAGCCCCGAGAGGUCGUGGGGAAUGGCGGGAAGAGCAAUGCUGGUCCUGUUCCUGCUCAGCCCGGGGCUGUUAUGGAUUCCAGGCUGGCAGCCGGUGGAGGCUGGCAUGAAGCUGGGCAAGGUCCGCCAGCUGCCCUGCAUCUUGGAGGUGCCCCCGGUUCCCUCCAAGACCCUCGAGGGAGAUCUAGGCCUUCAGCGGCAACAUAUCCAGCUGGUGCUGAGCAGUUCCGAGAGCCAGACCCUGCCCCACCAGGCGGGCAGCGCCACCUUCCUCCUGCAGGACAGGGCAGGCGUCCUUCUCCCCCACGUGGAUGAGGCCCCGGACCAGCUGGAGUGCACCAUGACCCGCUAUUUCACCCACAACAUGCAGAUCCUGUGGCCGGGCCUCCCUCGGCGCCAGGCCCAGCUGCCCACCUGGUACGUGGUGACCGUGACCCACACGGGCGGCCGCUUCAGAAUCAGCACCUUCUGCUUCCAGCCCGCCCAGGGCCCCGGGCCGGCGCCGCUUUCAGGAGUGUUCUCCCUUCACACCAAGGACCCCCGAGUCCAGGUGCGGCCACAGGAGACCGUCUUCCUGGCCUGCGGAUUCUCCGUGGACCACGCCCUCGAGGCCGUGGACGUGUCGUGGGUGCUGCAGCAGAAGGGGGGGCAGCGUCGGGAGCUGCUGACGUACUCCGGGAAACAGGGCCGGCUGACCCACCUCCACAAGCAGGCCGAGGCCUUCCCGGCCGAGAUUCCCCGGGGAAACGCUUCCAUCCGGCUCGCCAACGUGGCGGUCAAGGACGCGGGCAACUACGUCUGCUCGGCCAGCGCCGCCGGGCUCCGCCUGGAGCUCCCCUGCGAAGUGGCUGUUGUGGAGCCCCCCAAAGUGACGCUCAGCCCCCAGAGCCAAGUUCUGACCUUGGAGGAAGGACAGGAGCAGAAGCUGGUGUGCGAGGUCAGCCGCUACUACCCGCUGGAGGCUCACACCCAGUGGCUUCGAGAGCCUCUGGAAGGGCGCAUGCUCCCAGAGGUGGUGAAAAAUGUUCUCUUCGGCAAUCAUCGGCAGAGCGGCGACGGAACCUACAGCAUUUCCAGCUACUUCCUCCUGAAGGCCUCGCGCCGCGAUGAUGGCGUCCGCUACACCUGCCGGGUGGAGCACCAGGGCCUGCGGUUCCCCAUCAGGAAAAGCAUCACCAUCUUGGUGACAGAAAAGUUUGGGUACGGUUUGUGGCUGUUCCUGUUCAUCCUCGCAGUCCUAAUGCUUCUUCUUGUGGUGCUUUUGAAGUACCUGAAGCAAGGUAAAGGGCAGUGUUUGUUUUUUGGGGUGCUCUGGGAGAAAAAAGGAGGGAAAUCAGCAACACCCAUCGCCCCUGCUACGAGGAGGGCUGCUCUUCAAUCCAGUUCCAUCCAGAAUUGCAUGGCCUACCGGAUGGUCUAUACUCCAAUCUUAUCCUAUCCUUGAUUAACAAUCUCCCAUGGAUGAAAUAUCUGGGGACCUUGGGGGAAAAUAAAAGUUCAGAUUCCCAGAAAAUCUUAGUCUCAAUCCAUCAGUCAGUCAAUCAACAAACAAACUCUAUGGUAGGCACACCAUACAAACACAAAAGCAAACAGACCCUGUUCUUGAGCUUACAUUCUAUUGGGAGAAGGAAGGAAAGAUAUAUGCAAAAGGAGUGCCUGAUGAUUUGGGAAGGGGAAUGUUAACAAUUUGGGGAAAGUCUUUUGGGAGAAGUAGCUCUUGAGUUGAGCUUUGACAGGAGCAGAGUUUUAAGAGGUAAAAGGAAGAAUAGGGAAGCAAAAGGGAGAGCAUCACUUUGGUAGCUGUGGGAAGGAUGGAUUGAAGUGGGGAAAUAUUAGGUAUAAGAACUAAAAUUGAGAGGAAGAUUCUAGGUUCAUGGAUUGAAACUGGGAGGACUAUGCAAUCAUCCAGGUAGGAGGGAAUGAAGGCCUGGAUCUGCAUGGUUUGGGGGUCAGUACAGUCAAGGAGACAGAUAAGAGACUGAAAAAAUAGAACCUGUAAAGCAUGGGACUUUGAUUAGCUGUGAUGAGUGAGGGAGAAACUAAAAUCAAGAAUUCCAUCAAGUCAGGGAUGUAUUUAGAGGAAAAGAUAAUGAAUUCUAUUUCAGACAUGCUGAAAUUGGGGUAGAAAUAUCCAGUAAGCAGUCAGAAAUCUCAUCCUGGAGUUCAGCAGAAAGAUGAGCACUGAAUAUCUAGAACUGGGAGUUGUCUGCAUAGAAAUGAUGGUUAAAUCCAUGGGAACUGUUGAUCUCAGGUAGAGAGUGUAGAGAGAGAAUAGGAGAGGGUCCAAGACUGAGCCUUGGGAUACAUUUAUAUAAAGGAGACAGGACAUGACUACAAAGACAAGAAACAAACAGUCCCAGCCUCCAAGGAGGAAUAUUCAAUCUAAUUCUUUUCUUAUCCUUUUU